This is a messenger RNA of Oldenlandia corymbosa var. corymbosa, 1818 nucleotides long. The record is from the annotation of a GenBank genome assembly. Lineage: Eukaryota; Viridiplantae; Streptophyta; Magnoliopsida; Gentianales; Rubiaceae.
AACCAAAAAUCAACAUAGAGAGCACAACUAAGAGUCUUUAAUCACUUUUUUGAUCAUUUGCGCUUCGUGUUAGAGGGGUUACCAUCUUCCAUCUAGCUCUCAAAUCUUCCCAAUUUUAAGAUUCAAGCGUUUUAUUUCCUUUUCUUCUUUCAUUCUCUGGCUAAUUUGUCUUUCUACCACCAAAAAUAAAUUCUCCAGAAGAAAAGAAAACCAAUAACUAAUUUUUGAACCCUUAUAUUGUUCUUGCUUUUCAGUCUUCCAACUUUUCAGAAAGCCAAAAGGUUCUACUUGAAUAGAAGAAAAAUCCUUCUCAAAUAUUUCUACUUCGCCUUAAAAGGUUCUUCAGUAAGAAAUGGAACUUCAUCAAGUUCUACACAUGAAAGGAGGAGAUGACAGUUCAAGCUACGCAAAAAACUCAGUAUUUCAGAAAACAGUAGCAAUGAAGUCAAGACACAUUCUUGAAAGGAACAUCAAAGAUUUAUGCAAAGGAAUUAACGUGAAAAAAUUAAUAGAUGGGAAGUGCUGGAUAAGGAUAGCUGAAUUGGGAUGUGGAUCUGGACCCAAUACAUUGUCCACCAACCAAGGUAUCAUAGAAAUAUUUGACAAGGAAUUGUACCCUAAUAAUAACCUUGAUAAUAAUUUUAGGGUUGAGGUCGAUGAGCCAGCAUUACCUUCCGUUGAGAUAUUACUGAAUGAUCUAGUAAACAACGAUUUCAACUUGAUCUUCAAGUCACUCCCUAAAUUCUACGAACAACUUGAGAAGCAUGAACGCCGCCGGCUGCCCGGAACAUGCUUUGUUACCGUCGUGCCCGGUUCAUUUCACGGGAGGCUAUUUCCGGACAACUCCAUCCACUUCUUCCACUCAUGUCAAAGCCUCCAUUGGUUGUCUCAGGUUCCAGCCAAACUAAUGACUGAGGACGGUUUAUCACUUAAUAAAGGAAACAUUCUCAUAGGGGAGACUAGUCCUCCGGCAGUUCAUGAUGCAUAUUUGGAACAAUUUAAAUCCGAUUUCACGACAUUUUUGCGGGUGCGUUCGAUAGAGUUGGUGUCGCAAGGAAGAAUGUUCUUCAUCUUAUCCUCGGACACCCCUGGAGAUGUCUGCUAUCUGAACCCGACACUGAAUGAUAUGGUGAAGGAAGGAAUGAUUGAAGAGAAAGCUUUGGAUGCCUUCAAUCUUCCAAUGUAUAAACCGACUCUGGAGGAAAUGAGGUGGAUCAUCGAGGAAGAAGGCUCGUUUGAAGUGAAUCGAAUCGAAACGAUUCGAUGGAACAAAGAUGAUGAUAUUAAGAACGUGGAUCCAAGUUCCCUAAGGGAAUUGCAUGCGAGGUCCGUAAGAGCUACGUUUGGGAGCUUAAUUGGGAGCCAUUUUGGGGAUGGCAUUUUGGAUGAUCUCUUUUGCCGAUUCUCAAAGAACAUAUCUCAAUGUGCCGAGAAUUUCACCUGGAUGCAUCAUAGUUUGGCUGUUUCCCUUGUUAAAAAGGAUUAGUUCUCUCAAUCUCGUUCCCUUCUCCCACAUCUUUCCAAUCAUUGGGAAGAUUCCACCCCCGGGAACAUGAUUUGGUUCAAUUUUAAUUUUUUGAAGACACUUUUCUGCCAAAAGUUAAUUUCAAAGUUGGUUUUUUUCUUUUUUUUUUCCUUUUCUUGGUAUAAUCUAUUGAGAGAGAUUUGCUCGGUAGACUAUUUGGGUAGUGUUAAUUACCAAAAUAGUUCUUAUUCCGUUAGAGAUAUAUAUGUUUACUUUCGAAUGGUGUAGUUCAAGAAGAUUCACUUAUAAUAAAAGAUUUGGGACAUUUAAUGAAUAAUUGAUUAGUAGACACA